Aedes aegypti (yellow fever mosquito) is the source of this 842-nucleotide messenger RNA. Its product is annotated as protein daughterless-like. Gene Ontology annotation, molecular function: DNA-binding transcription factor activity, RNA polymerase II-specific; RNA polymerase II cis-regulatory region sequence-specific DNA binding. NCBI's taxonomy places the organism in Eukaryota, Metazoa, Arthropoda, Insecta, Diptera, Culicidae. The record is from RefSeq and is a predicted model, not a curated record. Gene Ontology annotation, cellular component: transcription regulator complex. Bases 123 to 842 code for a protein of 239 amino acids. The transcript is spliced from 4 exons. Gene Ontology annotation, biological process: regulation of transcription by RNA polymerase II.
UUGGACCCCAGGGACAGAACUCAACCGCAAUCUACAACGCAAUCGCAGGACAUCACAAUCAGCAUGCACAGCAUAGUCCAAUUGUACAAAAUGACACCCUCGUCGGCAAUGCACUGAAAACGAUGUACCCCACUGAUCAGAGUAUUAGCAGUUACGGUUCAAACCCAACGACACCAGUGAACUCACCUCCUCCACUAACAUCACAGCAGCAAGCGGCAGCAGCCGCCGCCGCAGCCGCAGCCCUCGCCCAACAGCAGUCUUCUGCGGCCGCGAGUAUACACGGCUCCGGAGCGACGGCCGGUUCGUCCAGCGGCGGUGCAGGUUCCUCAGCCACGACGUCCUCCGCGGCAGCUGCGGCAGCGGCAGCAGCAGCAGUAGCAGCGGCCGCUUCCGGUGGACCCUGGCAACAAAUCAACCCUGUGAUCAACAACGGCGCUGGACCGGCUGGAGCGGCAGGAUCCGCGGCUGCCGCGGUGGUAGCGGCCGCAGCUCUCAACGGUCUACCCAACGGUUCCUAUGCCCCCGAACUAGUGCACCGAGGCCUGCAGCACAUGGCAAACUCGCCGGAGAUUCCAACCGCUGGACGAUGCGAUUGUGUCGCUGCUCCGGGAACACUCGGAGAACGGAACGGUAAGGCACCCGCAAUGGAGGAACGCUUGGACGACGCCAUCAACAUCCUGCGGAAUCACUGCGAACCGCAGGUCGGUGUGUCGCUCUCUUCGAUCGAUGCCGGUUCGCCGUACGGUCCGGCCGGGCCUCGAUCAUUCCACCUGGCACUUCCGGCGGUGGUUCCUCCUCAUCACAGCUGCACGGCCAAGACUCGACCAGUGAUCUACCAGUGA